Messenger RNA from Anoplophora glabripennis (Asian longhorned beetle), 675 nucleotides. Its product is annotated as phosphopantothenoylcysteine decarboxylase. The transcript is spliced from 3 exons. Gene Ontology annotation, cellular component: phosphopantothenoylcysteine decarboxylase complex. Lineage: Eukaryota; Metazoa; Arthropoda; Insecta; Coleoptera; Cerambycidae. The coding region runs from base 105 to 668 and encodes 187 amino acids. Gene Ontology annotation, molecular function: FMN binding; phosphopantothenoylcysteine decarboxylase activity. Gene Ontology annotation, biological process: coenzyme A biosynthetic process. The record is from RefSeq and is a predicted model, not a curated record.
GAAGCACGGGAAUACUUGGAGUGCCGUAUGGAGAACAAUCUUAUGGCUAAAGAGGAAUGGUCAAAAUUGGGUUUUAGCGAAGUAGAAAGUAAAAAAUUUUAAUCAUGGUUAAGAUACUUAUAGGGUGUACUGGCAGUGUUGCUACAAUCAAAUUACAACCUUUAAUUGAUAACAUACUAAAAGACGUUGUGAAAGCAGAGGUUAGGGUGUGUGUAACGGAACAUUCUAAACAUUUUUUUGAUGUGAAACAUAUUCCGCAUCAAGUAGAUGUAUUCUCUGAUUCUGAUGAAUGGGCAGCGUGGUCUAAGCGAGGCGAUCCCGUCCUACAUAUUGAACUAGCAAAAUGGGCGGAUAUUUUCUUGAUUGCUCCGUUGGACGCAAAUACUUUAGCAAAAAUUUCAACUGGAAUAUGUGACAAUCUCUUAACAUGUACUGCACGGGCUUGGGAUAUAAGCAAACCGUUAAUAUUUUGCCCCGCCAUGAAUACUAGAAUGUAUGAACAUCCUUUAACUUCUAAUCAGAUAGCAACACUAAAGUCGUGGGGUUACCUUGAAAUUCCGGCUAUAGAGAAGCUCCUUAUAUGUGGUGACACAGGUCCAGGCGCUAUGGCUGAGGUCUCCACUAUUGUUAAGUUUUUAAUUGAUACAGUGAGUAAUAAAAUUAAUUAAACUGUUA